Molecule: messenger RNA, 735 nt
Organism: Meyerozyma guilliermondii ATCC 6260
Lineage: Eukaryota; Fungi; Ascomycota; Pichiomycetes; Serinales; Debaryomycetaceae
Gene: IST1
Product: Ist1p
Exons: 1
Coding region: 1-735 (244 amino acids)
Biological process (GO): protein transport
Source: RefSeq, a predicted model, not a curated record
AUGCCACAUCCUCCAGUUAACCCCACCAGGAUCAAAACAACGCUCAAGAUGGCUAUCAGCAAGCUCAAGUUUGUACAAGAGAAGAAAACUGCUCUUACAAAACAACAAAGAAGACAAUUGGCUGAUAUUCUCAAAUUGGGAAAAGAAACCAGUGCUGAAAUCCGAGUUGAAAACAUCAUUAGAGACGAUGUUUAUGUUGAGCUUCUCGAGUACAUGGAAUUGUAUUGUGAACUUUUGUUAGCAAGAAUUGUGUCGAUUUCUGACUUGACCAGAACGACUGUGGAUCCCGGAAUUGAAGAGGCUGUCAGUUCAGUGAUUUAUGCUGCUCCUCAUUCGGAACUCAAAGAAAUGACAAUGCUACGUGACAUGUUCCAUGUUCGGUACGGUGACGAGUACUUUAAAUCGGCCGUUGACAACGAAAAUGGAAAAGUUCCUGAGAAGAUUUUGAAGAGAUGCCUGGUUGAACCGCCACCAGAAAGUCUUGUUAUCUUGUACUUGAGUGAAAUUGCACGAACCUACGAUGCGCCAUACUCCAAGAUGAUCGUCAAUGACAAAGACGACGACGAUGAUGAACCAAGUGGAGGAGAAGCCCUCAAGGAAAAAGAGAACGAGAAAAAAUUAGAAAAUCCUAUUGGCGAAAUUGCCGAGUCUAAACCACAAUCGGCAGCUAAGAAAGACCAGCAGGACUUUGAUCAGCUCAAGGCAAGAUUUGCUGCAUUGAAAGGAGGAAAAUAA